Molecule: messenger RNA, 607 nt
Organism: Ilyonectria robusta
Lineage: Eukaryota; Fungi; Ascomycota; Sordariomycetes; Hypocreales; Nectriaceae
Exons: 1
Source: RefSeq, a predicted model, not a curated record
CGAUGAGUUGAUUCCCUCCCCGUGUAUGGUUCCCCUCCGAUUUCAUCUACUGAUGCUAAUAACCAUACAGACCAAGGGUUUUUUGGUACAGAACUAAGCUCUGGUCAACAAGAUGAGGGAACGCUUCUUCGGAGAUUUGAGACAUUCUCUCAAAAUGAGUUCCCAAGGCGAAUGCGCCCCCACAUUGAGGACCUAGUUGAUCGCGCGGUCGAGCAGACUCUGACGCCUGAAGCACUCACGCGUGUUUUUGGGACUGUUCUUCAGAGUAUUUUUAGCGCCUUCAGAGAGAGGAAUGGUUUUCACGAGAGUAUCUCGCGUACUGACGCUCCUCCUGAGAUAUCUGAAGAGGCCGGCAUUGAACCUGGUGCUCCUGGGCGGAUCAAUGAGUUAUCGGAUGAUGCAGCGCCUACUCUGUAUAUCAAUAGGCGGGAUGAUUUUUCGGUAUCAGAUAUACAAUCACUUGGUAAUCUUGUGGAACAAGCACCAGGUCAAGAGGUGGAGUUUGAUUUUGUUAAAUUUCUAAAAUCUUUUGAGGAAGAAGAUAGAUUAAGCUGAGUAAACAGUUUCUAUUCAUAUGAUAGCUUUUGAGUUCAUUCAAAGAGGAAAC